AUGUGGAAGAUUUGGAUUUCAAAGCUAGCACUUGUGCUGGAUAGCGACGAAGAUAAGAACGCAAACAAAUCACCGAAAGAAGAAAAGCCACAACCGCUGAGUGUGCUCCCAGAAGUCAUCACCUUAGGAUCUAGUGAUGAAGAAAGAUGUGAGCCAAGCAAGGCACGAUCUCCUGUUCCACCACAAGAAGUGUACGAGAUCCCUACAGAACCACAGGAAGUAUACGAGAUUCCUACGGAGCCUAUAGCGAAAUUCAAGGGAGAGUCUACAUUGAGUCUACAGGAGAAGUUACGAAAUGCACAAAAACUUCUCUCACGAGAUCUUCCGUUGCCGGACGGUGGCGAGCGUCUCCGGAACCAGAUCACGGAUCUGGAAGUGGAAAUCGCAAGAAGGGAAAAAUAUCCUGAAGAACCAGAACCCGACUUGAUAGUGGAUAAGGUUGUUGAUGCAAUGAACAAAUCGCUGCACAUAAAUGCGUAUCCCGAGGAUAGGAGGCCACGUAGUGAGUUCAAAAUUAAAACUCCAUGGAGUUACCUUACUCGCGUAUUUUCGAUCUGAAU
Cylicostephanus goldi is the source of this 560-nucleotide messenger RNA. Lineage: Eukaryota; Metazoa; Nematoda; Chromadorea; Rhabditida; Strongylidae. The record is from the annotation of a GenBank genome assembly.